Molecule: messenger RNA, 5168 nt
Organism: Schistosoma margrebowiei
Lineage: Eukaryota; Metazoa; Platyhelminthes; Trematoda; Strigeidida; Schistosomatidae
Source: the annotation of a GenBank genome assembly
AUUUAUGACACAGAAAUUUCAUUAAUAUCAAUAGAAAUACUAAUAACUUUACAAAUAUGUAUUAUUAAACGGUGGAUUAUAUGAUUGAACUGAAAUAAUACACAAAUGGUUAAUGUGAUUUGAAUUACUGAAUAACAGUAGAUAUUUUUAAAAAAUUCUUAGUUGUAUUAUUAUUUCAUGAAUGAAGUAACAUAACUACUUGAAUAUUUAUUGUAUUAAACAAACGUUUACUGGCUAACAAAAAGUAAACUGAAAUUAUGGAGUGUUUAAAGUCAAUACCUGUUGACAAAUGUUGUUUAGUUGUACAAAUGCCAACAGUUGAAGAAAUGAAACGUGAAGUUGCUAAUAUUACAUGUGAAAUGCAAUCAGUUUAUAUUGACAAUGCAAUUGUGUUACCAUCAUCAGAAGUGCCAACAACCAUUGCAUCACAAGAUACCAUUACUACUACUACUGCUACUACUGUUGUCAGUAAUUUCAAUCCAAUAAAUUAUCAUACAAUCCAGUUGGAUAAUAAUACAACAACUGAAAUGAAUUCAAUUAAUUCUAAUGUGAAUGAUAAAUUAACUAUGAAUUUUAAGAUUUAAAAUAAAUUAUACACCUGUUAUAUCAUAUUUCAAUAGUGACUAGGAGUGGAAUGUGUUUCACCUUGUUGUGGCUUCAUCAGCUAAGUAUAUAUUCAGUUCAUUAAUGAUAUGUAUACUGAUAUUCGAAUAAAACAAACAUUGUUUUAUUAAGCAAGUUAUUACUAGUUACUUAACACAAAAUUCAUUGCUUGUCUAAUAAAUAGGAUAUCUUUUUAGAUGAAGAAGUAUGUCAGGUUUUUAAUUUAUAGGCUAUGAGGGGCUGAUGAUUCUUCUUAUGUUUUGACAAAACAGCUGUCUAGCACUCCCUGAUUUUCAGUGGUAUCCUUAUUGCUAUCAAUCUGUGAUAAACGUAAUCUGCAAAUGGGAUAUCUAUUUCUUUUUGAGUGGAAAGCUUCCGAUAUUCUGGACAGUAUUUGAUAAAACUUUGUUGGUAUAAAAGUUACUUUACAGGGCAUAUAGUAUUGUCCGUAUCUACAGAGUGAUUAUCUUUGCACGAUGGCUAUUGGUGAGAUCCGGUGAAGAACUUCUGUUCUUUUCAUAACUGACUAACAUCAAGAAUUUAAAUCUUACUAUUUAUGGACAUAUUAGAACUUGAAUGGUGACCACUGAUAUAAAUAAUCUUAAAAUCAUGUUGAAUUCUAUUCGUGGGUGUUAACUUUAACCCAAAGGUUGAGGGAAAAAUUUUAGCAUCACACAAACUGUUGAUCUAAAGUAAUAACUACCAAUUUGAUGGUUUAGUUUGUACGCAUUUAUUUAUCAGAUUUAAAUAUUAUCAAGCUGUUAAGUAACCAUGUCUUUUCAGAUAAAAGAAAUCUCAGUUUAGUAUUUAAAGUGUAUAUUUAUUGUUCUUGCAUUUUGUCUUUUUUCUAACUUUUCAUCAAAAUAGACAAAAUACGGUAGCAUAAAUCUUCCGUCUGACAAUGAGUAUCGGCAACACAAUUCACCCAAUUCCAGAUGGUCGACAGUGAACAUUGAUGAUGAUUAUCAUAAUGAAGAUGAUAAUAUAGAUGAACAAACUGAUGGAAAUGAUAAAAUUGAUCAAUUUAAAUUAAAUCGUUUUGGUAGUAUGUUGGUAGACCGGGAAAAAAUGAAUGAAAAUUCACUUUCUAAAUUUAUUUCACCAUCAAUUAAUAGUAGUUCAAGUUGUCCAAGAGAAGAACAAGUUUCUGAAGAAUUUAUUAUUAAUGGAAAGCGUUACAGACAAGUUUAUCAAAGGCGUAUUGUCUUAGAAAGAAAAACAACAAGAGAUGUGUUUUUUCUUCCUGGAAGUAAUACUGAUACAGAAAUUCGACUAUCAAGUAAAAAUCAAUAUGAGUAUAGAUCUCCGCAUUAUGACGAACAAGUAUCAAGUAUGGUUUCAAAUGAACAGUCCACAACUAAGUCAACUAGUUCACCUAAUGGACAAGUAAUAAGUCGACCUGGUCUAGAUCUCACCGUCUUACAUACAAAAAAUAACACACAAAAUGAUGAACCAUGCCUUUCACCAGCAAUUGUUGUCAGGCCUUUUAAUGGUAGUAUGAUUAAUUAUAAGCACACUGAAAAUUCAAGUUGUUCAAAUUGUACAACUUCAACUGAAGUUUCAUCCAAAUUAAUUGAUACUAUUAAUCCAAUUGCUUUAACUCAACAAACAUAUAAUAUGGAACAUUUAAAUGCGAAUCUAUCUGAAGUAAAUAGAUCUAGUUCCAGAGCACGAAAAAUAGUCCGCAGUCUAUCCAACUCACUUAAACGUUCUCUAUCUACUGGCAUUCAAAAUACACGAAGUUUGGUUAAAUCAAUACCAGGAAGGUCUAAAGAAACGGAAUCAGCUAAUCAACUCAACAAAUUACGUACAUCGAUCAAUAAUGAUUUAUUAGUAGACACUUCAAAACAAGACGAGUUUAAAAACAAUCACGAACUCAUUGAGCCAAAAUCAAAGCAAAUAAUGGGUUACAUGUAUAAAUUUGGUGUUUGGGAUGAUCAACAGCCAGUUUUAGAUCCACGUUUACCUGUAUUUUUGAAUUCGUCUAUUGAGAAUAAUUCAAAUUUAAAUGGUACCGUUAUUCCUACUGCACCCGAAUGGCAUCAUGAAGAAGUUGGUUUAGAAAAUAUAGAAAAGUUUCAAGGAGCUUAUGUCCGUGGUCGUACAGUUGCUUGUUUGCAAAGAUUUACACAACAUAGUUCAGCUAGUGGUAAAGCAUUGCAUAGGAGUACUUAUGUACAACAAACAAGACUAGUUCGUCAGCUUAAUCGAAGCGGCGAAAAGAAGAAAGGAGAUACUCUAAGUGGACUAGAUGAAAAUCUCCUAGGUAAAGGGUGUGAACAAGAGGAACAUCCCUUUAGCUCGACUCCAAUACAUCUUACUGAUCCAUGUGUAUUUGAUAGUGAACAGUUAACCAAGUAUGAAAUGAAACCAGACGAUAAUAUUCAGUUAACAUCUGCAAAGUUUAUUCAGUGUUCAAAUGAUCGCCUACAAUUGUUACAAUCGAUUUGUCCAUCCGCGGCUGCUGCAACAAUUCUGUUGGGUAAACCUAUACGUGAUCCACACGAUAAUGAUGAUGUUAAACAAAAUAUUUCGACUAAAUCUAAUGACCUUGAUGAGACUCGUGUUCUGGUAACAGCAAACUCAUGGUGCCCAGCGUCAUUGAGAACAAAAGAUCCUGAAUCACAGUUAAUAUUCAAUCCCAUUUAUAAGGAUAAUAAUAGCAAUACUCCUACAAAAACAAAUACACCAAAACAUUCACCGUCGUCUGUGAGCGUACCAGAACCUACGAUACGCUGUGGAACACUUGAUGGAUUGCUUAUAUAUGCAUUGAAUUUAUUACAGAUGCCUAUACCAACUAGUCAUCCAGAUUAUUUAUUUCCUGAUGUAAUUCGUUUAACUUAUCCAACAUUUACAAGUCCUGAUAAAAUAAUUGAACGUUUAAUCCAAAUUUAUGUUGCAUAUGCUCCUGUUGAACCAGGUUGUCAAAGUAAUGAUUGGAUUGACUCUUUAGCUGCUGCAGAUUAUUUAGUUAGUAUUGCUAAAGAUAUUCAUCCAAAACAAUUGACUGCUUCAUUAAUUCUCAAGCUUAAUCGAUUUGCACGUCUUCUUAUGUAUGAUAAUCAACUGAUUACAAAUGAUAAUCAAAUUUUAGAUGAACCACAUCGUGUACUUGCUGAUCGAUUACUAGAAAAACUACCAAUUCUAUCAUCAAUACAGAAAUUGACAAAUUAUUCAAACAAAUUAAACAAUAUAAAUAAUGACAAUGUUGAUUACAUUUCGACGAUAAGAAAUCCAACGGUAAAUAAAACUGAGUCCAAUAAUUCAUGGUUAAAACAACCGUUAGUUAUCAAUAAUUCAUUAACUGGACAAAAUAAUACAAACUUAGAUGGAAUAAACAAUUAUAAUUCUGUACACUAUUCAGCUUUGGUAAAUACAGAUAGUAAAAUGUGCAUUUGUGAACCUCAAGAAGAUGCCAUAGUAAGAGGUCACGAAUUCCUUGAAUGUGAUGCACGAUUAAUUGCAGAAGAAAUAACUCAAAUUGAAGAAGAAAAAUUCUCUCAAAUUGAUUUUCAUGAACUACUAGAUAUUCAACAUUUAGAAAAAGGUGAAGCUCAAACAUUAGGUAGAUGUGUUGAACAUUUCAAUCAAAUGACACGUUGGGCUAAAGGAAUGCUACUUAUCAUAGCACCAAAAAUAAUUGAGAAAUAUUCUUUAGUAAAUUUAUCAAAUCAUCAAAUAAAAAGCGCAAGUGGUAAAUCAUUGUUUGAUAAUUUACGUAGUCGUCAUACCUGUUCUUCUCUAAUUGUUCCAAAUAUUAAAAAUAAAAACAAAUUAAACAAUAGAGUAUAUGAUUCACAAUCUGAUGUAGAAUUAACAAACAAUGUCAAAUCCACAGAUGAAGAUUUUAUAAAAUCAAAUUCAUUAAUACACCAUAAAAGUAUUUUAACAAAGAGAAUUGUUGCUGUCAAUAUUAUGUUACAGAAACUAUGCGAAAUUUUAAAGCACCUGAAACAAUUACACAAUUUUAGUUCAUUCCUUGCAUUAUUGUUGGCUAUUCAAGAAUUACCUGAAUGUCUCCUUUCUAAGAAAUCAAAACAAUUGGUUGCUGGUUUUUCAUCCUAUAUGAAACCUCCGAAUUUCGGUGAAUAUCGACGAGACUUGGAAACAUCCGCAUUACCGUGUUUGCCCUAUUUAGGAUUAAUAUUUCAACAACUAAUUCAUCUACAUAUUGGCAAUCCAAUUCACCUGUCAACUUCACCAACAACAACAUUGUCUAAAAAUGAUAAAAUAGAACAUGAUAUUGAAUCUAUCAGAGAACAUGAUGAUUCUUCCCACCAAGUGUUUAAACCACUUAAAGUGAUAACUACAUCGCUGAAUACAAAUUCAACUGAUAUGAUUAAUGUUUGGAGGUGUUGGAAACACUAUAUGGUACUUGGUUAUUUUAUAAAACGAAAAGAAGGAUCUGUUGAAAACCUUCACCAUUUUCCACAUAAUCCUCAAAUUAAUCGUAUAAUUAAUGGAUUUGAAGAUCAAUUCAAUGACAUAGCAUUAGAUAAAGCCAAAGAACAAUUAAUUAUUCUUCAACGUUCAAAACGAAAUAUUUUAUCAUCAAAAUGAAUCUC